Verruconis gallopava is the source of this 837-nucleotide messenger RNA. RefSeq lists its product as uncharacterized. NCBI's taxonomy places the organism in Eukaryota, Fungi, Ascomycota, Dothideomycetes, Venturiales, Sympoventuriaceae. The record is from RefSeq and is a predicted model, not a curated record. The coding region runs from base 145 to 672 and encodes 175 amino acids. The transcript is spliced from 2 exons.
GUGAAAUCUGUGCUCGCGGCGGCCGCACUCCCUCUUCCAAGGUGGAACAUCUACACGUACGGCUCAUCUGUCUUCGGUUUCGACACUUGCCAAUUGUACCCAUCCGCUCCCAUUCCGCGUGGAAUCCGUCGAUCGAAAGCAAAAAUGAAGACCGCAGCUGUUCUCGCACUUGCUGGCGCUGUUGCUGCUUCGCCAAACCUUCAAAAGCGUGAGGCUUCGGUUGAUCCCCUCUCCGCGUCUCUCGCGGUCUUCUCGGUCUUGCCCUCUUCCCUCCAGGCCAUUGCAAUCACGAACCCUGCGGCCGUUGCCAGCGAAGUCUCCUCUGAGUUCUUGACUGGCACCCCGGCUUGGUUUUCAUCCCUCCCAACCGACGUUCAGAGCUACUUCAUCUCGGCUGGUGAAGCUGGCAACGUAGUGGCUACCUCGGUUGCGUCCACCAACGCGACCGUGACAGGCUCGUCCAACUCAACUGCUAAGAUCACUAGCGCUGCCGCUUCAACGACAUUGACGGAGAGUUCAAGCGAGUCAUCUACCACCAGCGCUAGCGCUUCGUCGCAGUCCGCCGCCCACGCAACAAGCUCCUCGUCCUCGGGUCUGGCAGCUCUUCCAACUCAGGUCGUAGCUGGUGGACUUGCUGGUGUGGCUGGUUUGAUGGCCGUCCUCGCUCUCUGAUUGAACAUUGCAACUUCCUUGUUGGAAAUUCAAGGCUUGUAUGAUCUAAAAAUCUUGGGGUUGCAGAACAUAAGUCUAUGAAAAGGUGUACUCUAUCAGCAGCUCAAGGCAAAACGUAUCUGCACUAGCACGUAAUACCUAAUAUCUAACUCAUUACUUCUUGAG